This is a messenger RNA of Symbiodinium necroappetens, 390 nucleotides long. The record is from the annotation of a GenBank genome assembly. Lineage: Eukaryota; Dinophyceae; Suessiales; Symbiodiniaceae.
AUGGUCGCAAAGAUUGCGCACCUCUAUACAGGACCUUUGUGCCACUUGCAAGGUUGGGACGGUGCAUUGCCCGAUGGUGUUACGGACCAGGAAUGGGCCGAUGUGUACUCCAAGGUGCGCUUUAACUGCUUUGAAUCCGAGGGCAGCUGUUUGCUGCCUGUUAUGGCGCUUUUCAACCACAGCUGCGCCCCGAAUGCAGCCAUCACCCGCCUCGGCAUGGUUGAGGCGUGCAACUUUGCCAUGGUCGCUGUCUCAGAGACGCCAAUACUGCCGGGGACGGAGAUCGUGUACAGCUACAACUCAGACUACCUGUUCGUACCCUUCCAGGAGCGACGGCAGCUCUUGAUGAGUAAUUGGAGUUUCGUGUGCCGGUGUGCCAGGUGCAUUGAG